AUGCUGCGUCUCCUCAUACAACCAACCAACAGGCAGAGCAUAGCUGGUCAUGGUAGCUUACAAAGGCACCAAAGCAGGGUACCUUCGUCAGUACAAAUCGAAACAACCAGAAAAAUAUGUUUUUAAGUUGUUCUGUCGGGGCAGUUCUUCAGCUAUUAUCCAUGACCUGCUACUGUACCAAGGGAACACAACAUUUCUCAACAUUGGUCUGGUUGAAGACAAUCAGAAUCCUCUGCUUGGUACCAAGGUUGUCACCACCCUCUAUUGUUUUUUGUGGCAACUACCUCACCAGUUUUGACCUGGUCAAGUUCCUGCAGACCAGACUGGGUGUGAGGUGUAUUGGCGCU
Coregonus sp. 'balchen' is the source of this 347-nucleotide messenger RNA. The record is from the annotation of a GenBank genome assembly. NCBI's taxonomy places the organism in Eukaryota, Metazoa, Chordata, Actinopteri, Salmoniformes, Salmonidae.